Topomyia yanbarensis is the source of this 663-nucleotide messenger RNA. RefSeq lists its product as uncharacterized. Bases 190 to 507 code for a protein of 105 amino acids. The record is from RefSeq and is a predicted model, not a curated record. Lineage: Eukaryota; Metazoa; Arthropoda; Insecta; Diptera; Culicidae. The transcript has 2 exons.
AGCAUCAGUUUAGUUGACAGGAUAAAAUCGAUAUUUUCUCAGUUUCGCAGCAUCCGCAACAUUUAGUCUGAUUGCAUGUGAAUUCUAAUAUUAUUGUUGAUAUUUUAAGUGAUACUGUGCGAAACAUUACUUUUAUACCAAGAAUAAGAUAAAGCCUAAAGUUUUUCGAUUAUUGUAUUAACAAGAAAGAUGUCCGCAAAGCAAAAAUCAAGUGCAGGUGCUAGGGAUGAUGAUCUGUCUUCGGAAUCAGUAGAAGUCCUUCGCGAGCGUUUGAACCAAAUGAAGCGUCUGAUUGCUGAACGACAAUCCCAGAACAGCAGCGGCAGUGCCUCUGACCUCUGGUCCCCUCAGACCAGAUCCACCUGUAGUGGCAUAAUCGAUGGUAAUUUUCUGUCGAUGGCUUUCGGUGGGGCCCUGAUUGUGAUCCUAUCGGUAUCGGUGUACGCAUUCUACAAUUUGUACCAUGCCGUACUCAAAAAGUUCCCAUCUCAGCACACGGAGCUGUAAGCUGGUGGCGCUCGCAUGAAAAUGUUUUGUGCCAAAUACAUAUACGGAAGUGAGUUGCAUUUCGAUCGUGAACCGACAAAUGGGCGAAACUAACAAAUGUACACAAACAGAGAUUUGAUUAAUAUCUGAAAGAGGAUUAAAAAUACUUUAUAAAAA